Megalops cyprinoides (Indo-Pacific tarpon) is the source of this 879-nucleotide messenger RNA. It is a transcript of the gene tmem218, whose product is annotated as transmembrane protein 218. The record is from RefSeq and is a predicted model, not a curated record. NCBI's taxonomy places the organism in Eukaryota, Metazoa, Chordata, Actinopteri, Elopiformes, Megalopidae. The transcript is spliced from 4 exons. The coding region runs from base 133 to 480 and encodes 115 amino acids.
AACUAAGGAAGCCACACACCACGACUGGGGAGAAAAAAGGAAUUUUGUUAAGGUUAGCCAAACGACUGUCAGGAAGCUACCACCCAACAACAGUGGAGGAACGAGUUGGUUUCAAGUUGUCAUUUGGGGAGAAUGGCUGGGACAGUGCUCGGCGUAGGCACCGGGGUCUUUCUAAUCGCCCUCAUCUGGAUCGUGGCUCUUGUGCUUGGCGUUCUUUUCUCUAGAGCCACAGGGCCAACAAAGCUCACUGUCAUCCCAGUGUUCUUCCUGGCGCUCGUCACCACCCUCGUCCUGGUGUUCUUCCCUCGCAGCGCCGAGAUGCCCUCUCCGAUCCGAGAGGUAGAGAUUGUGGACAGCUUUUUCAUCGGCCGCUAUGUGCUCCUGUCUGUGGUGAGCCUGGUGUUUCUGGUGGCCUUCUUCAUGCUGCUGCCCAUGCACUUCCUGGAGCCAAUAUACGCCAAGCCUUUGAGGACUCAUUAGAUGCUAUAUAUACAGACAUUUUAAAUAAAAGCAAAUUUCAUCCAUGUUGGUCUUCAGUUUAUGUAAGAAUGCUAGUACUUAAAAUCAUGAAUAUUGUAUGAAAGUAGGUGCUAUCUACCGGUAGUCAUUACAGUUUCAGCUUAGCUAUAUGGUGUAUAGACGUGCAGAAAAAAACAAAUUACUAUACAAAAUACCCUCACAAAGUAUGUGAUGCUGUGUAAAUAGAGAGACUAUGUUGGUAGUCAUUCUCGUGUACUCAUGUAUUUAUGUUGUCACUUAUUGUUGGGAGGUCAUAACAGAAACCAUAUGCUAUUCAUACUUCUACCACUGCUAUUAGAGGGAGAGUGGUGGGCUACUGGUGUCUAAGGAUGAAAUUCUUUGAAUUAUUUGAAAUUAAUA